Recurvomyces mirabilis is the source of this 2733-nucleotide messenger RNA. RefSeq lists its product as uncharacterized. The record is from RefSeq and is a predicted model, not a curated record. The coding region runs from base 1 to 2733 and encodes 910 amino acids. Lineage: Eukaryota; Fungi; Ascomycota; Dothideomycetes; Mycosphaerellales; Teratosphaeriaceae. The transcript has 2 exons. Gene Ontology annotation, cellular component: nucleus; histone acetyltransferase complex. Gene Ontology annotation, biological process: regulation of DNA-templated transcription. Gene Ontology annotation, molecular function: histone acetyltransferase activity.
AUGCCUCCUACUUCGAACAUUCGCAAGACUUCGCUCGCCUCGUAUCCUCCUCCUCCCACCGAGAACGGCACGUCCAAUGUCUCCAAACGCACCGCCUCAGGUCGCGCGAUUCGCACGAAUACCACACGACCCACCAACUACUAUGCGAGACACUUCGGUGGUGCGGGCCUGGCAGUAGACAACGAUGCCAGCGAAGCACCAGAACCAGGAUUCUUUCCUGCGCUACAAUUUUUCAGCGACGCCAUCACUGCACUACCCAAGGAGAUGGUCCGCCAUAGCACGCUCAUAAAAGAGGCAGAGGGCAAGGUGCAUGGGCCUAACGAGCGGUUGAGUGGAAUGGUGGAGAGGCUGCUGGAGAUGCCUAUACCUGCGCGACGGGACAAUGGAGGUGCGCAUUUGGGACAGUUGGGUGCAGGAGGACUGCUGAGCUUUACUGCCGCGAACAGUACCACUGGGAGCACGAACGUGAGUCUGAUUAAUGGUGUUGCAGGAGGUGGUGCGCAUUUGUCUGCUGUCAACUCGGUCGCGGGGUCAGUGAUUGGGGACGAGGAUACAGAAGAGGAUUUGGUCAGGCGGAGAGCGUUCCACGAGCUGCGAUUGCUCAUUCAUGGCAUGCUCCCGAAUUUGGAGGAGAAGACGGCGGUCUUGACCGAGGCGAAUCGUGUACUUGCGGUGCAGCUCGCGCGUGUGGACUCGGUCAUGCCGCAUAUCGACAAUGAGAUUAGUGAAGAGGCGAGGUUGGGGAGCAUGACGCACUGGGCGUACAGCGAUAACAGAGUGAAGAAGCAUCCGAUGCCUGUGCCUUCGCGUAGAGACAUCGCAGCGACGAAUAGUCUGGCUGCUGUGGCUGCGGCAUUUCAUGAGACGGAAAUCGCGCAGGCCAGACGAGAGGCUGGAAAGGAGGCGAGUAGGGAUAAAGUGAAAGGGAAGAGAGGACAAGCGGCUGCGGAUCAUGUGGACUCGGAGUUCGAGGAGCGGCCGAAGAAGGUCAUCAAGGGUGCGAAGGGCAAGGCUGCAACGAUGGGUCUGGGUAUCUUGGCGAACGGCGAGCCGGUGAAGAGACGCAGGGUGGAUAAGAGUAUGCUUGCGCCAGCUAUGGAGCGUAUGGCGAGUCAAAAUUCGGCCAAGGGCAGCAAAGCGAACAGAGAUACUCCGCGUAGUACACCAGCUGUUGAGCCAGGCAAGAAGCAGCCGAAAGCGAAACCAGCACCUCUUCCUCCGAAGAAGAAGUUGCUCAAUAGUGCGCAGAACAGUCCAGCGCUCGCGAGCAGUCCGCUACAUAGCUCCUUCAAUGCGAACAAUAUGGAGCCACCGCCCAAUGGGAGGUCGCAGACCAAGAGGCUACGGAACAACAGCACUACAAAUUUGCGGCAUGAGAGAUUGGUUGGUGGAGAAAGCAGUCGGCCGACCUCUGCGGCUGGUAAGGCGAGCAGUAAUGGUGAGAAGGCGACUAGUAGCAAGAAAAAGACUGUGCAUGACGAAGAGCGCAGACAGGCUUCCGAGCGGGCAAAUGCUGCGAAGACUACCGAGCCGAACGACGACCUCAAGAACGAAGAUGUCGAGAUGGCGGAUGCAGGCGCACGACCAACACCUUCUCGAUCGAAUUCUGGGAAGAACGCCGCAAUAGCAAGCACAGGACCCCGUGGCUCGAAACCAGGCACACCACGCAAUGGUGACAGUUUCGUCGCACCCGAUGCGACAAGUAUGCUUCGUACGCGAUCCGCGAGAAGUCUGCGCGGUAAUGGGCGGGAAGACAGUGGUUCUGAUACGCCGAACGACCGUGAAGUAGCUUGCGGUGGUGUGGGGAUGCCUGCGGGUAGUAGAGGACAUCAUAAGCGGGUGGCUAGUAAUAGUCAUCUUAUCAAGCAACUUGCACCUUUCAAUCGCAGCCCGGAUGCGGACCGGCAUAGGGGGAGUAGUGAGGAGAGUGGAGAUGGUAACGGGGAGGGCAGAAGCGGAAGUAGGGAGAGAAAGAGAGAGGAGGCGGGUGAGGAGGACCAGGUGCAGAGGGGACAUGAGAGUCGGCCUAUCAGUAGGCGGGACACGCAGACCACGGGCCCGCCUCCAGGCAUGGUUGAGUUGCCUGAGGCGGAGGGUAUGGAGACUAGAGUUGGCAAUGCAAUCGCUGCGUCUAGUCCUCCGAGGAACGAGGACCUCCCAGAAGAGGCGCCAGAGCUGGAGAGUGAUAAUGGUGAUGAGGCGUCUAUCGAUGAAGAAGAGAUCUCGCCUGCGCCGUCCAUCGAGCAUGGUCACCCUCCUACUGGGCCGGCACCGGACUUGAUUUCCGAUCGGGAUGAUAACGAUGUUGAUGAGGAAGACGAGGACCUGGAUGAGCCGCACCAACUACCGGAGAGUAGCCAUCAUACUUCCCACAACGCCUCCCACAACCCUUCACCCUCAGCAACACCCCAUCCCUCCUCCGAACCCGAAGCCGAACCCGACACCGAACUCUCACCCAACCCCGAGAUCCUCAACGACGAAGAAGAAGACCAAGAAGAGGAGGCAGAAGACAGCGACGAGCACGACCCCGACGACCCCAAUGAACCGAAAUACUGCUACUGUGACCGCGGCUCCUAUGGCGAAAUGGUCGCGUGCGAUAAUGCCAAGUGUGUGCGAGGGUGGGGUUUGGUGGGGGGAGGAGGGGACGGGGGAGGGGUGGUGGGGGUGGCAGGGGAAGAGGUUAGGGUAGGGUUGGGAUAUGAUGUGAGAUGGGAGAUGGGAGAUGAGAGAUGA